AUGCAUGUCUUGCACAGUACUGCACAGGCCUACUACAAGGAGUUGGUUGGAGCUACUAAUCAAUUUCUGAAAGAAAAGCAUACUAAAAAAGCACCUCGCUGUGGCACCCUUACGACGCUUAACUGCCAUGCCGCCGGAAGGAAGCAUGAGGGCCGGGAUACUGCCCCGUUGCCCAAGCCUAGACAGGGGAAGUCGAGAGGUAGAGGUCAAGUUCGAGCCACGCACUCAGUAAAUUGCGCUUUAACCACUUGA
Messenger RNA from Opisthorchis viverrini, 252 nucleotides. RefSeq lists its product as hypothetical. The transcript has 3 exons. Bases 1 to 252 code for a protein of 83 amino acids. The record is from RefSeq and is a predicted model, not a curated record. NCBI's taxonomy places the organism in Eukaryota, Metazoa, Platyhelminthes, Trematoda, Opisthorchiida, Opisthorchiidae.